Molecule: messenger RNA, 3914 nt
Organism: Acanthaster planci (crown-of-thorns starfish)
Lineage: Eukaryota; Metazoa; Echinodermata; Asteroidea; Valvatida; Acanthasteridae
Biological process (GO): arachidonate secretion; phospholipid metabolic process
Molecular function (GO): A2-type glycerophospholipase activity
Source: RefSeq, a predicted model, not a curated record
AGCCACCAUUUCUAAUCGAUCAUCUCUCCCCGCGCUCUGUCAUCCGCUCUCCUGUCUCCCCCUGCCUCAUUUCGUGAGUGGCUCUCUCCGUGACCGUGUGGCUGUGCUCGCUGCUGCGCCGCGCUUUCAGCAUCGGGCUCCGGGCAUAAUGGUCGUGAUAUAAGAGAGGGAGAGAAGGAGAGAGCGAGGAGAGAAAAAAAGCAAGGCCUGAUACUGGGGGUCAGUGGAUGCCGUGCCGUGUGACUGUGUUAUUUCCCCUCGACGACGCCUGAACCGAUUGCCGAGCCGUCGAGUUCCGGCUAAGAAUAAUCCGGCACCCAAGAAAUUUCGACAAUCUUCAACUGCAUAUAUUCCAGAUUCUAAGAGUAAUACGGUACAGCCUGUAGAAUUCUGUAAUCAUGGAAUUGACGGCGUUCCUGCUACUACUGGCCGCUGCAUGCCUCGUGGGAGUCAUGCCGACAGUAACUGAAGCUCAGAAGAUAGUCUCCCUACCGUCCGUGGCCGGAUACGGCGCCGUGGAGAGAGAGCAAGUCCAGGGGCGAUUCCCUAGGAGGGAAGAGCUGUUGCAAGCACUGGACUUCCUUGAGGAAUACGAGAGGGGCAAAGCGAACGACUGGAACACAGACCACGACGACAGCGGUGCUCUUUACGCGGGUGACGCGGAGGCGGAUGCCUUCGACUUGGGAGGCAAUGCCAUUUAUCCAGAAGGCCUGGAUUUGGAUUUCGGGCAGGAAACCGAAAUGUAUCCAGACUACGGGCCCGCGGAGGACAACAACGUGGACAUCUCACCGUGGCUGGCCAACCUUCUCCUCCAAGGAUCACCGGAAGAUCAAGAGAUUUAUGCAGCGGAGGUUGAACAGGCUGAAGAUCUGUCCGAAGAUCUGGAGGAUCUCCUGGAGGCGCUUCUUGUGGCAGAGGCCGAGGUGGAGGCAGCAGAGGAGAUCGAUGAGGCAGUGGCGGAGGAGACUGCCGACAUCGUGGAGGAAGAGAUGGAGGAGAUGGCCGUGCAGAACAUCCUGGACGACAUCUGGGCGCAGGAGGUGCUGCAGGAGGAUGCCGAGAGGGAGCUAAAGUGGCUGUUGGUCGAAGAAGAGGACAGACUGGAGAGGGAACAAGACCAAGAGAAAGCAGAGGACGGGGAAGACCCGUUUAAAUUCGAGUAUUUCUCCUCGGACGAGGAGGGGCUGGCCUCGGACUACGGCUCCGAUUACUCGCUGAGCAACUCCGAGGAAGACUUCGUAGGCGAGUCCUUGGAUGAAGCGGAAAAGGAGGAGCUGAGGGAGGAGGCAGCUGAGAUACUGCGUCUUCAAGACCAAGAAAAGGAAGAAGAGGAGUUGAGAGCCAGACGAAUCUUGGAAACCCUGGUGGGGUCGCUGGCGGAAGAGGCGAUCCAGGAAGAGAUGGAGGAAGAGGAUGCUGUUGAGGAAGAUGAUGAGGAAGAGGAGGAAGAAGGCGACACUACAUCCUCGUUAUCGGUGCUGGAUGCAGGGAUGGUAGAUGGGGAACCAGACGAGGAAGAAGAGGAGGGCGUAGAGCAAGAAGUAUAUAAUGAGCUUGUGGAAUUUCUGGAAAAUGAAAUCGAUCAGGCCAUCGAAGAUAUUGCAGACGACAUCUUGCAAGCGCUGGACGAGGAGAAGAUGGAGGAACAAGCAGAGGGGGAGGGGGAGGGUGUGCCUGAGAAAGAGGUGGAGGAGGCAGACGAGAAUGGGAACUCCCCGGGCGGGACCAAUGUGGAGCAGGCAGCCCAGGAGGGAGAACCGGAUGGCGAUGAUGAAUGCUCUUCACUACAGUAUUUUGUAGAUGACUGUAAUAUAGUUAAUAACUAUGGCGACCUGGGCGCCGACGGAUACAAGGAACUAUUUGCCGGAGCAUGUAAUCGCCAUCAGCUCUGCUAUGCUUGCGGCGAAUAUUACGACGUGGGCAGCAAACUGUGCGACGAGCUUUACAAGGCCGAGAUGUUGGCCCGCUGCGAGGCAGACGGCACAGCUUGCAAACAGCGCGCCAAAUACUUCUGGCUAGUGGCGCGAAACAACAGAAUUCCCGCCUUCGAGUCGUCUCCCGUCUGUGCCGACCCUUGCGUACUCAGUUUCCUCGUAGAAGUCUAAAGGUAUUUGACCGUUGUUCAGUGUUGAUAGUGUAGUGGUCCGACACUCAGUUCCGGCCCGAAGUUCCAGGACCAGCAACAUUGGUUCACCAGUGAUUCAGACGAAGCGUGGCUAAACGAGGGCUAGCAGCCAGUAUAUUGUGCACACAGACAUUGGACAGCACAGUAAUAUCAAUUUGAAACACAAACUUCGGCCAUUUUGGGUCCUUCAGAUGUGUUUUACAACAGAAGCGCCAAUAAGGGAACCUGAUCCCGAUUAAUACCAUGCUGUGCUGGAAAAAAAGUACAAAUCAGAUGUAAAAUCGUGUUUAAGAUUAGGUUAUAUACUUGUUCAUGUGAUGUCCACAUCUAUUUUUUGAAAUAGAAGAACAAUGAUGAUGUUCUAUAAACGGCUGUUGGAGAAGUAGAGAUUGUGUAUUGCUGAGCAAGGCAGGACUCCCUCUCUCGUAGAGGGCGACAUUUAAAAGACCAAGCCGUAUAAAAAUGUAUUCUAUGGAAGGUGCAAAUGUGUAACUCUUGAUUUUUAGCAUGUGUCUGUGUAAGUAAUCAACUGUCAGUUUGUUUUCACCCAAAGUUUCUGUCAAGAGGACGAAUAUGAUAAGCCGCAACUUUACUAAAAAGCAAUUUUCAAGUUGCUAGUAAGCGAGGGACAUUCCAUUUACAAAUGAUUUAUAUUUAAGUGCAAUCUAACUUGGAAUGGGCAGUAAAGAUAUUUGUAUCAAAUGCGUUAGAAACCAUCGACGUUGUUAAGUGCAGCAUCACUCGUGAGUAAAAAGUACAUGUAGAAACGAACCACAGUUCAUAUGCGAAGGAUUAUUAACAUUGGUAAAACUUUGAAUAAUUUCAUAACAGAGCAUCAAGAAAUACGCUGGCGCGAGGUUAAGGCCCUGUUGGCAAGGACAAACACGGAAUCACACGUACUGAGCAUGGGCCUUUGAAUGCCGUAUAGCAACCUACAUCUAGACAUAUCAGCGAGGCGUAAUUAUUAUUCAAAUGCUCAAACCCUGUUUUGAUGUCCUCGUGAAAAUAGAAUCUAUAUUUUGUCUGCAUUGUAUUUCACUUGUUUUGUCGCAAUCAAAGUUUGUGUUUUGGUGUGAUAACGCGCAAUCGCUUUAUCUCUCAAGUUGUUUAGCAAGCUUUGUAAAGCCUAUAUUAUCGCAUAUUACUGCAAGAAUUGUAAUUGAAGUUAACGAAUGACACUUUAAACUGUUCACAGGCUUAUGUGCUGAAAAGUUUAUGCAUAACUAAACUUUUAGCGAUAUUCGUGCGUCAUUCGAAUUAAAUAGAUGGCAAAUCUACUAGCCAUAAAUUAAAGUUGUUGAUUUUAAAACAUAAAAACCGAAAUGCAGACUGAUGAUCUUCGCCAAAAAAGAGUAUAAAUCUUUUCCAGAUGGUUGUUUUAACUUGAAAACAGAAAUUCGCAUACUUCCUUUUGCAAUCUGUGAACGUGAAAUCUCGUCUGGGAAGACGACAGGAUCAAACAGGAGCAAUUAGUUUUCUAAGGAUUACUAUAUCAUGCUUGACUAAAUAGCUUGGAAUCGUCUUUAUCUGUCAAUCAUUUAUUGAAAUAAAUGUCUAGCUGUGUGCUUAAUAAUUAAUCCAGUCAUAUAGCUCACUGCAGAAGGAACCAACUGUCUCGGGCAACUGUAUGACAUAUAGGUGAUACACCCAAAAUAUCAAUCUAAAUGUGAGCUGUGCGGCCUUUGUCAGGUGCAUGCGUGCUACUUGAUAAACACAGCGUGAGAAAACAGUUGUGCAAACUUUGUUAUCGCAAUAAAAUAUUAAUAAACUUCUUAUCCCUCUAAAUUUA